UUUUAUGAAUUGGUAUUGUAUUACUUUAGGUUAAUUAUUUUGUAAACUGGAUUUAAUCAUCGUGGUUUGUUACCUAUUUCAAUGGAGUUUGAGUAUGAUUAUGAAGAGGAAGAUCCUGCUGAUUAUUAUGAAUAUGAUUAUGCUGAUCUCAGCCAAGAGAUUGGCUUCCUAGAAGAUGAUGAAGAAUGGGUAGAAGAGAAUGAACAAGAAGGUAAUGGGGAGGGCGGGCUGAGUGACUUGACUGCUGCAGAGUUGCUGGAGUUUUGCGUGUGGCCAACCCUGUCCUCUACAGCUCCACACCUUACAGCUCUUCUGUUGUGGGUGCUCAUCUUUACCUUGGCUACUCGCUCAGUGCGUGUACCGGCUUGCGUAAGCCACGCUCUGAGCUGCAUCAGUGGCUGUGGCCUGGCAUGGCAAGUGUUUGGGUGGCGGUCCCUCUACUUAGGUGGCCAGGUGGUGGCCGGCUGCCUGAGUGUUGCUGUAGUGUCACUGCUGUCCAAGUUGCGCGUCUCGGUGAUGCAGCGUGCAUGGCCGUGGCUUAUCACGUUGCUCUGCCUGGCAUACCUCCUGGUCUGUGAACUUUGGUGGGUGGAGGCGACAGUAUGGCAUUCCAUUCGCGGCGCUCAGAUGAUCAUCCUAAUGAAGAUCUUAUCCUUUGCUCACGACACGUUCUCAACAAGCACGAGCAAUGAUGGUGAUAAAAAAUCGCUUCCUGAAUCUCCUCAAGUAAAACAGUCUUCACCUAUAGUCCAAGAUGAUCAUUCAGUUGAUGGUGAGACCGACUCUUUAGAUGACACUAUUUCUGCAAAUUUAGAGAAACCAGCUUUCGACAAUCCUAAAAUACAACGUCCAACAAAAGCCAACAGUGUGUCAGGUGAUCUCUCUGCUUCUACAGUGAAGAAUUCUAGCCAUGCAGACUUAGUCAAUAGAAAAAUUCCGAAUGCCAGGUACAAGUCUAGUCAUUCAUCUCAAUCAGACACUGAGCAAGUCUGCGUUGCUGCUGCGGAUGCAAAUCUGUCAUUGUGGUGCAGCGUUGGUCACGGCGUUGAGUUUUGUGGGUACCUGCUGCAUCCAGGCUCCCUAGUGUUCGGCCCCUGGUGCUCCGUGGACACAUACCGUCAGAUCCUGCAACCCAUGAGCUGGAACUUGGCGUGGCUGCUUAAAGUCUUCGGCAACCUCUUCCUGAGCUGCACCUGCCUCAUUGCCUCCACCUGCCUCGCUGCCUGGCUUGUGCCUGCCUCAUCAGCCAGAUGGUCUCUGGCAUACCGUGACGCGCUAUCGUUCCGCCUGAGCCACUACUUCGUGUGCCACAUGAGCGAGGCCUCGGCCCUGCUGGGGGGCCUGCACGUGGGGCCCGUGGCCCGGGCCCACCACAUAGAGCUUCCUCGAUCCAUGCUCUCCGUCGUCACCUAUUGGAAUGUCCCCAUGCACACCUUCCUCAAGAAGUACGUGUUCAUGCGGGUGCGUGGUGCUGUGGGCGUGUGGUGCGCAGUGCUGUGCACCUACUCCACCUCGGCCGUCAUUCAUGGCCUCAACGGGCAGCUGUGCCUCGUGCUCCUCAGCCUCGCCGUCUACACCCACGCCGAGCACCGCCUGCGCCUCAAGCUGGCAUCCGCCUUCAGCGCCUGCGUCCUGGCCAGACCUUGUGGCCUCUCCUGCACCCACCUUAAUAAGGGUUACAGCGUGAGUAGCCUGACGAUCAACACAUUAAUGGGCGCGCUGUGCAUGUGGCAUCUCGCGUACCUCGGCGUCAUGUUCGACUCAGGACCUGACAGCGUGAGCGGCUACAGCGUCGGCCACACCCUCGCCAAGUGGGCGAAUCUUGGUUAUGCCAGCCACUGGGUCGUCCUGGCCACUUAUGUCUUCACUUCUCUGGUCUAGUGGCUGCGCCAGCCACUGGGCCAGGGUCGUCCUGGCCACUUAUGUCUUCGCAUUUCUGGUCUAGUGGCUACGCCAGCCACUGGGUCGUGCUGGUCACUUAUGUCUUCGCUUCUCUGGUCAUCCAGGGAAGCGAUCCUCAUCCCUUCGCUUCCUGGCUCAUAUUAUAGAGGUUUCAUGAUGCUGGUGUUGUAUCUUUUUGUAAAUGCAAAUAUAUAUAAGUUCAACUUUGACACUGCGUUAGUGUUUUGAAAAGAUGAAAAGUGGAAUCAACAUCGGGAAACUUCUUACUGCGAAUAUACACAUUUCUUCCUAUUUCUUUAACCUGAAGUUUCUAUAUGAGUUUGAGUCAUGUCUCGAUACGAGUUAUUUAAAAAUGUUUC
Molecule: messenger RNA, 2261 nt
Organism: Hyalella azteca
Lineage: Eukaryota; Metazoa; Arthropoda; Malacostraca; Amphipoda; Hyalellidae
Gene: por
Product: protein-serine O-palmitoleoyltransferase porcupine
Exons: 8
Coding region: 82-1881 (599 amino acids)
Biological process (GO): canonical Wnt signaling pathway; lipid modification; Wnt protein secretion
Cellular component (GO): membrane; endoplasmic reticulum
Molecular function (GO): Wnt-protein binding; palmitoleoyltransferase activity
Source: RefSeq, a predicted model, not a curated record